AAGGAACAGAAGACCUAAUGCUCUUUGUGUGCAGACUUAGGGACUGGGUGGUGGAGAGAUGUUGGAAUACAAGCCUUAGGGGUUGUGUGUGAGUGUGUGUGUGAUGGCUCCCAGUGGGUGAGGAGAGCUCGAGUGCCAAAGGAGAGGAAGGGUCUGACGUAAGCCUGCCAAAAACAGCUGCGAGGGAGAGACGGAGGAGGGCGUUACAUAGUGUGCAUGUGAGGGGUUCAAGAGACAGUCAGAGGGAGGACACCCCGUGAGACAGAAGAGGGAGACUUUGGAAGUGGGAGAGAAUGUGUGGAAAAGAAGGUGUGAGAGAUAUGAUUCUGUGUUGGAACUGGACGCUAAGGCAUUGAGGAACAAGGAGACGUCCUUGAGGACAAGGGAAACAUAAAACAAGAAGCAACCUGGACUGAAGACUAAGGAAAAGAAGGGCUAAUAAAGUGUAAGAGGAGAAGGAAAGGAUUUUCAAGGAGUAAUUAAGCAAGUAGAAUGGGUUGUGUUUUCAGCAAGCAGCGUUGGGUUAAAGAGAGGAAUUCCCAGCCCUCGGACCCCCCAAAAACACGAGACCUCACCGAGGAUGCAGAGAUUCUCAGCUUAACAGAGUUGGGGAAGAUGGGUUCACACUCCUUUAAAGAGAGGAACUUCAAGAAGAAACACCACUGUGUUGUCUGCAGACAAGCUCUCGACAGCCAUGGCAUGUACUGCAGAGAGUGUAAAACUGCAGUUCAUAAGAAAUGCGAGGAAAAGGUCUCUGUCCCUUGUGAAGUUAUCUCAGAUCCACCCCCAUUUCAAAACCAGAUGACCAUUCCUCCCAGUAGAGACAAAAUGGAGAGUGUUAUGGAGAAGUUGAUGGGCAGUCAUUAUGACUUUGACCUGACUUACAUAACUGAGCGUAUCAUCUCUGUCCUCUACCUGUCUGACCUGGAAGAACAGCAUUACAGCGCUAACCUUAAGGAAGUGGUGGCCAUGUUGAAAUCUAAACAUCAAGACAAGUUCUUGCUUAUAAAUCUGUCAGAGAAACGCCAUGACAUCUGCAGGAUAAAUCCAAAGGUUGAGGAGUUUGGAUGGCCUGAUCUACAUGCCCCGUCCCUUGAUAAAAUAUGUGCUGUGUGCAAAACCAUGGAGAACUGGCUUAACUCUGACCCCCAGAAUGUGGUUGUACUGCACUGCAAGGGCAACAAAGGAAAAACAGGGGUGAUUGUGGCAGCUUACAUGCAUUAUAGCAAGAUAUCAGCUGGGGCAGAUCAGGCUCUCUCGACAGUUGCUAUGAGCAAAUUUUGUGAGGAUAAAAUCUCUUCCUCUCUCCAGCCAUCUCAGAACAGGUAUAUAUAUUAUUUUGCCGGUCUCCUCUCGGGUGCAAUAAAGAUGAACAGCUCCCCUCUGUUCCUGCAUCAAAUUCAUAUUCCAGCUUUGCUCAACUACCAGUCAGCAGGAGGUUACUCUCCCUUUCUGAAGAUCUAUCAGUCGUUGCAGCUGGUCUAUUCUUCAGGCAAAUAUGAUAUUCAGAGCCCUAACAGAAAGAUUCUGUGUGUGAAUAUUGAACCAGCUCUACUGCUGAAGGGAGACAUCCUGGUGAAGUGUUAUCACCGUCUCUCAGAUCUGUGUAAAAGAGAGUGUGUGUUCAGAGUCCAGUUUCACACCUGUAGUGUUCAUGGGUCUCAGCUUGCUUUUGGCAAAGGAGAACUUGACCAUGCUUGCACAGAUGACCGUUUCCCUGCAGAUGCCACAGUGGAGUUGCUGUUUUCUUCUGGCCCGCAAAGAAGAGGUGGAGAGGUACAGGGAAAUGACCCGGGAGUAUCUGUGGAUUACGGCACUGCAGAUCCUAUUGUGCGUUGGGACUCGUAUGAAAACUUUAACCUUCACCAUGAGGAUAGUGUUGAGGAUAUAUGUCACACACGUGGGCCUUUGGACGGUAGUCUGUAUGCUCAAGUGAAGAAGCGUCGAGCACCAGGCUCCAGUCCCAGCGAAUGCCCGACUUCCAUCCAAACCUCCACACAUUCGCCCAGUCAUUCCUCCUCUACUUCUCCCAUUCAUCUCUCCAUCCAGCCUCUCUCGCUCAGCAAGGACACAAUUUGCUCCUCAGCACCACCCAAAUCCCUCUCACCACCUCUAAGAGAAAAAAGAGAGAAGGACGAAGACAGGGAAAGACACAGAGAAACCGCAAUUCUUGACGAUGGCGACUGCUCUCCUGUGAGACCAGAUCGGCCCGUUCAGUCUUAUACUCGCCCGUAUUCCCAUACUCAUUCAUUCUGUGAUCCAGACCUGACCAGCCUGCAUGCACUUGCACAAACCCCCCAUCCCAAACACCACACACUUCCCUGCAGCCGCACUGCCCCACUGCCAGUUCGAGACUUGUGUGUAUCCCAGCCUGAUAUUUUAUGGGAGAGAGGGCGAUGUCUGCACCAUCCCUGCCCAGAAACAAUCAGGCACAUGUACUCAUAUCCCACUCAAGAAACCCACCUUUAUUCACCACUUUCACACUCACAGUCCUCCCGUUCCCACACACUUCCUGUACAGACACGUGCAUUCUACUCUGGGGAGGGAUGUCCUGUGGUUCAUUGCUCCGCCCUCCCUCAGGGCCACGCCCACAUCCCUCCUACCCUAACCCCUAAUCAGUCACUGGUCUCCAGUCCAUACCGAGAAUUACGUUACAGUACGACUCCACCAACAUCGUGCUCCUGCAGGGACUGUUCUCGCUUACGAGAGGAUGUUGCCCUCCAUUCUUUAAGAUGUAGAGAAUUAGAAGCUCUUCCUUGGUCUAGAGAGGCAGAGUUUGGGAUUAGGAGGGAGGGACCUAUGCACUGGCGGGAUGGAAGGGCGGAGUCUCAUUGGGAGGGAGUUCAUGAGGGGGAAUACUGGCGACGCAAACUAGCAAUGUCACCAGUAAUGUCAUCAUACGGACAUUGCCACACUGUCCCAAAACAAGACCAGCCUGUAUAUGUUUCAGACGCCCAACCUGAACAUAUAUCACCACUCAGUCCAUAUCCCAGCCCCCAAAGCAGUGGCUACCACAGCCCUCAUCCACCCUGUCCUUGCUCUCCACAACCAAUCAGAGAGAGUCCUGGAUACGCCUCCAUCAGUCAUUCCCCAAACUCCUCCCCCAUUGCUAUCACUCCAUCUCCUAAACGAGCCAAUCACAACAAUGCUUCAGCUGAAGAGAGUCAACAUGGCAUUAACGAUGGGCGUAUUAAGGUUUCAGAUGCUGAUAAAAGUCACAUUGAGGCCCUUUCUCCUCAUAGGAGAUCAAUAGAGGUGGGAGAACCAAUGAAAAGCAAAGCUCUAGAAGGCGAAACUUUCCCUGGGUCUCUGAUCACUGUUGUCUCAGCUGUCAGUGGAGCAGAGGAAAAUAUGAAGAAAACACCCAUCACAGAUUCUGCAUCUAACACCACCCUCAUUAUUAACCCACCGUCAUCCAAGGUUGUGGAGUCAGUGCAGGUACAAACACACAACCCCAGACCUCUCAACACCAGCAUCCCAGAAUCAGAACAGGAUAAAGCGGAGCGCCCCAGCUCAUGCUACACCUCAACUUCAACCUCAACAAGUCCUCAGCCUCCUCUUUGUUCUUCAGAGAGAAGCUCUGCCUCUGAAUUCCCUUCAUUUAACAUAAAUGCUGAAAGGCAAAGCAUGACAACCUUAACCGACUGUAAUAAAGAAAGCAGCAACAGUGACCUGACAGCAUCAUCCCCUGACCCUGACGGCUAUGUAACACCCACAUUUCCUAUAGCAUCAUACAGCUACCCUCUUCUGACGGUGCCUCAUGUACCGUAUACGGGCUACACUGAGAUCACCAUCCCAGCUUCCCUACCCCAACCUCCUCUCCCUGAAAAACAACGCUCAUCACCCCUUCACAAUGUGUCUGAUUGUACCGGCACUUCCUCAAUAAAAUCAGCUGGAAAGCCUUCUACUUCCUCUGCCCAGUUCCAUGUGUCCUUCUCCACUACUAAUGAAUUGCCUCCCGCAUCUAAAUGCAAAGUAACCCCCUCUAGUGGCGUGGAGGAGCAAGAGAACCGCCUCAGCUCUAAGUUUGUCCAAGACAGCUCCAAGUACUGGUACAAACCUGGCAUCUCCAGAGACCAGGCCAUUGCAGUAUUAAAAGAUAAGGAGCCUGGUUGCUUCCUCAUUAGGGAUAGUAAUUCAUUCCAAGGCGCAUAUGGAUUGGCCCUGAAAGUCAGCACACCUCCAGCCCACGCUAGUAACCAUGGAGAGACGGGCAACCCUCAGGAACAGCUAGUUAGGCACUUCCUGAUUGAGAGCGGCCCUAAAGGAGUGAAGAUCAAAGGCUGUCAAAAUGAAACAUAUUUUGGCUCCCUCUCUGCUCUGGUGUAUCAACACUCCAUUACUCCUGUGUCUCUUCCUUGUGUUCUACGAAUCCCAGAUAGAGAUCCUGUAGGAGAAUUGCAAGAGUUGCAAAGUGGAACUAAUACCAGCACAGCUGCAGACCUAUUAAAACAGGGGGCAGCUUGUAAUGUUCUCUACCUAAACUCAGUGGAAACGGAAUCUUUGACUGGCCCACAAGCCGUCUCCAAAGCAACCAAGUGCACUUUGACCCAGGACCCUCGUCCUUCACCAACAGUCGUCCACUUCAAAGUGUCCACACAGGGCAUCACCCUCACUGAUAACCAGCGCAGACUGUUUUUCAGGCGACAUUACCCUAUUCAUAGUGUGACUUUCAGCAGUGUGGAUCCAAUGGAUCAAAGGUGGAUUGAUGCUGAUAACACUUCCUGCAAGAUGUUUGGAUUUGUUGCACGGCGCAGCAGUGGUUUGGGAAACGUGUGUCACCUGUUUGCAGAGCUGGACCCCGAGCAGCCAGCCACGGCCAUUGUGAACUUCAUCAAUAAAGUCAUGCUGGGCCCUCAACAGCUGCGAAAAUGAACACACUAUAGGAGAGAUGGAGAAAAACCAAACAGAGCGUACAAGAUGGUAUUGCAGUGGAUAUUGUCAGUGUUAUGUUUAUAUACAGAAUGAGAGAAGUGUUCCUCGUUAGGAUACACAAAACUGACUUUUACGACAACUCAUUAUGCAGGCUUCUCUUUUUUCUGUCAUGUUCACAUUUAGUGUAAAUCAGUGAGAUUUGGUCGUGUUGAAACAGAGUGCAUUAUGAAGUGAUUUCAAAUUAAAUGCCUUUUAUUAAAUAAAAAUAAAAUAUAUGAGAAAAACAACUGGAUUUUCCUGGUAAAGUAUAUCUAAUGGAUAAAUAAAUGAGAAAGUAUGUUUUCGACGCUCAAACCUAUUUUUGGUUGAGAAAAUGGGCCUUUUAAUUCUAACACUCAGGAUGCUUAAGCUGUAUGGCUGUUAUUGUGUUGUUCUCUUUUUAUUUUCAUUGAUUUUGUGUUUGUGUGUUUUUUAGUUAAAUGGUCAGAAUGUUUUGGUUGUUCGUUUUCUAUUCAAAAUGCCCUUUACAAGACACAAAGUCAUAUUUUUAGCAACUGAUGCAUUUUUAAAUUCAUCUUUUUUGGUAUUUAAAGAAAAUAUUAAUAAAAAUAUGACAAACAGAAGU
Messenger RNA from Cyprinus carpio (common carp), 5500 nucleotides. It is a transcript of the gene tns2b, whose product is annotated as tensin 2b. The record is from RefSeq and is a predicted model, not a curated record. Gene Ontology annotation, biological process: peptidyl-tyrosine dephosphorylation. NCBI's taxonomy places the organism in Eukaryota, Metazoa, Chordata, Actinopteri, Cypriniformes, Cyprinidae. Gene Ontology annotation, molecular function: protein binding; protein tyrosine phosphatase activity.